Orycteropus afer afer is the source of this 2010-nucleotide messenger RNA. Its product is annotated as kelch repeat and BTB domain-containing protein 6-like. The coding region runs from base 1 to 2010 and encodes 669 amino acids. The record is from RefSeq and is a predicted model, not a curated record. Lineage: Eukaryota; Metazoa; Chordata; Mammalia; Tubulidentata; Orycteropodidae. Gene Ontology annotation, molecular function: protein binding. The transcript has a single exon.
AUGCAAUCCCAGGGGGAAGCCCCGGGCUCUAGCCGCCUUGCCAGCCCCCGCGGCGGGAAACAGCCUAAGAGGGUUCACAAAUCUACAGUUUCAGACUUUUUCACCGGCCCAGAGGAGAUGAAGGACACGGCCCAUUCUGCAACCGUGAUGAAACAACUCAAGUCUUUCUACGAUGCGCGGUUGCUAUGUGAUGUGACCAUCGAGGUGGUGACACCUGGUAAUGGGCCUGGUACUGGUCGCCUCUUUCCCUGCAACCGCAAUGUGCUCGCUGCCGCUUGUCCCUAUUUCAAAAGCAUGUUCACGAGCGGCAUGUACGAGAGCCAUCAGGCCAGUGUGACGAUGCACGAUGUGGACGCUGAGUCCUUCGAGGUGUUGGUUGACUAUUGCUACACGGGUCGUGUGUCGCUGAGUGAAUCCAAUGUGGAACACCUCUAUGCGGCCUCUGACAUGCUACAGCUUGAAUUUGUAAGGGAAACCUGUGCUUCCUUCUUAGCUCGUCGCCUUGACCUGACCAACUGCAUCGCCAUCUUCAAGUUCGCAGAUGCCUUUGACAAUCACAAGCUGCGGUCUCAGGCCCAGUCCUUUAUAGCUUACAACUUCAAGCAGCUAAGUCAGAUGGGUUCGAUUAGGGAGGAGACGCUGGCAGAUCUGACCCUGGCCCAGCUACUGGCUGUUCUGCGAUUGGAUAGUCUGGACAUAGAAAGUGAGCAAACUGUGUGCCGUGUGGCCAUGCAGUGGCUGGAGGCUGCACCCAAAGAGCGAGGUCCUAGCGCAGCAGAAGUCUUCAAGUGUGUCCGGUGGACACACUUCACUGAAAAGGAUCAGGACUACCUGGAAGGCCUGCUCGCAGAGCCCGUUGUAAAGAAGUACUGCCCAGAUGUUAUUGAAGGGGCCUGGCAGAUGUGCUAUGGUGACAUGAUGUACAAGACUGUGGUGCCAGAACCAAACAGCAGCACCAGCUCAACUGUAUCCUUUGCAGAAAAUACCCCCCAGAGGUUGGGCAUGUGUGCCAAGGAGAUGGUGAUCUUCUUUGGACACCCCAGAGAUCCCUUUCUGUGCUGUGACCCAUACUCAGGGGAUCUUUACACAGUGCCAUCACCUUUGACCAGCCUGGCUCACACUCGAACUGUCACCUCCUUAGCUGUCUGUGUCUCUCCAGACCAUGACAUCUAUCUAGCUGCCCAGCCCAGGAAAGACCUAUGGGUAUAUAAACCUGCCCAAAAUAGAUGGCAGGAACUUGCAGACCGCUUGCUAUGUCGUGUGGGCAUGAAUGUGGCUUACCUGGAUGGCUAUGUUUAUGUUGUGGGUGGGCGAGAUCCUGUUACUGGUAUUAAAGUGAGAGAAGUAGAAUGCUAUAGUGUUCAGAGGAACCAGUGGGCACUGGUUGAUCCACUACCCCGUUCUUUUCUAUGCUUUGACCUAGUUGUAAUUCGAAACUAUCUUUAUGCUAUUAGUAGUAAGCGCGUAUACUGCUAUGAUCCUAGCCACAAUAUGUGGCUGAGGUGUAGUUCUCUUAAACGCAACGACUUUCAGACUGCUUGUGUCUUCAAUGAUGAGAUCUAUUGUGUCUGUGAUGUUCCAGUUGUGAAGGUCUUCAACUGUUUCAGAGGAGAGUGGAGGCAGAUUAGAAGUACUCCCUUGGUGUUAGAGAAUAGCAACUACCGGCUUAUCAAUCAUGGCCAAAAGUUGAUGCUCUUCACCUCACGAAUCCCACAAUGGAGAAAGAACCAGGUGACUGUAUAUGAAUAUAACAUCAGGGAAGACCAGUGGAUUAACAUAGGUACCAAGGUAGGCCUCUUGCAGUUUGACUCUAGGUUUUUUUGCCUCUCUGUUCGUGUUUUUCCUUCUUGCCUUGAACCUGGUGAGGGUUUCCUCACUGAGGAAGAGGAGAUACGGGCUCGAUCUAGGACUGAAUGGGAUGUAGGUAGAUUCAGUGAGUUGGGCUCUGACUCAGCAAGUUCAAGUUCUUUAUCUGAUGAUAGUAUCUGGAUGGGACUAGGGCCUCACUAA